GCAUAUCUUGUGCCAUUGGAGGAGUAGCAGUGGGCUUCAUGACCGGCUACUCCAAGACCGGCGUCGGCAUCUGGGGAGGCAUUUGUAUGAUUAUAGCAGGGACUUUUGCUAGGAAGAGAUACAAGACCACCAGAUCGAAACGCAUCUACCAAGGACUUGCCGGUUUGUCGUUUAUCUGCGCCCUACUCCUUACUGGGUUUGGAGGUAAAGACACAUACAGCGACUCUAGGAGAAUUGCAGCUAUUAAUGCUGCCAACCGCAACGCCACUACCACUAUCGCACCUCCCACAACCACGAUAAAGAAUGUGUUGUUGCAUAACGUGAACGCCACGGCCGCUCCAAUCCAGAACGCAAGUACCAUCAACGGUCCAGCCGUUGACACAUCUGACUGGCCUUUCCACUACCACUAUCCGGACAUGGCCUACGUUCGUGUCCUAAUUGACGUGUUGACCAUGGCGGUUGGUGUCAUCUACAUCAUGAUUUUUGCCAAGUCCGCAAAAGAAACCGUCUUAGCUCCUAUUGGACCGUGGCCGACCCAGGGGAAGGAGACGCAGAUGUCCGACCUUAGCCCAACUCAUAAAGUCCACAUGGAGCUCCCCCCGGCCUACACUGCGGCUGGAGAGAGCGAGUAACUGGAUCCAAGACCGGGGAGGAGGGGAGACGAAAGAGCCGCUGUUUUGGCCGAAAAAGAACAUAUUUGAACUAGGGUAUAUGCCAUUUCUAAAGUUGCAUGAAAUAAUGGAGCUGAAAAAAAAUUCUCAGAAAAAAAGGGCCCUUCUCCCUCACCCUUACUUUGAAACUGCUGGCUACAGACCUACAUAAAUCUGGACGAACUUGGAUUUGAAUUGGGCAACGCCUUUUCCACGGACGAAUGAACGAAGAUCGGGACCGUCAUCCCAACCACUGACGAUGCUGUGAACUGUGCGACGCUAUUAGCAUCUGUAGAGCUUUGGUGCUUCAUAUGAAGUACCCUUUCGAAAUGACUGAGACACUGUUAUCCAAUAUAUAUAUUCCUGAUAUGCUAUAUGGGUGUUAUUCUAGAUGCCGACUAUUACUAGUCUUUCACGCCCCGGCGUGGGGGAGUCCAAAUACGAUGUGUGUGCCAGUGUCUUCCAUGGAAACGGACUGCUUAAAAACGCUGCUGACCGGUAGCUCGUUCCCGUGAAAUCGACAUAAAUACAUGCAACCAUCCACUGAACAUUCGUUUGUUCUUUCGGUGCUCUGCGCUUUCGGUGCUCUAACGGUUUUCCGUUAGCCGUUACCUUAGGUGACAUCAGAUCCUGACGCCCAAAGAGUGGGUCAUGGUUUUUUAACUCCCCCACGCCGCCCAGGCUGUGUUAUCUAUCUCCCUGAGUGUGCGUGUCUAUUUUAACCUUAUUAUCAUUAUCAUUAUCACAUUAUAUCUCUACCUUAAACAGAAGCGUUUGCGUUUGGUAUGUUGCGUCAUGCUCUAGCGGGUUAUAUACAUAUACAUUAUUUUAUAAAAUAUUAUAUAUAUAUAUUAUAAUAGUGCUUUUAAUGGUAUUAUUUAGUUUACAUGCAUUCAUUUAUAUUUAGAUAUUCCGUGUCUUUCAACCUUCAUGCUUGCUUGUGCCAUUAAGUGCAACUUUGUUUACCAUCAAAACCACGAAUCAUAUCUCUAACCUUGAGUAUUGUAUGGAAGCAAAAUGGACAUGUAGAUUUGGAUAGAAAAAUGUCGGGAUAGUCCAAGUUCUGUUCGAUAAUACAAUCUGGAUAACCUGAAAAUCAACAGGACAAGAACGAAUGGAUUUCUUCGUGAAUCAAAAUUUAUGAAGACGGACUACCUCUGGUUGCCGAGAUUGUCUGCCAGCUCAAAGAAUUAUUAACCUAACUCCGUAUGAAUUUUUGUACGUACAAUUCUGCGUAAUUACGUUUCACAGCACUCACAUCUUUCUUGGAAUCGGGACCCCAAGGACACCUGUGUGGUCCGAGAUCCUGUAGUAUAGAAUAAAAAAAAAUUAAAAAAUC
Messenger RNA from Lingula anatina, 1989 nucleotides. RefSeq lists its product as uncharacterized. The record is from RefSeq and is a predicted model, not a curated record. NCBI's taxonomy places the organism in Eukaryota, Metazoa, Brachiopoda, Lingulata, Lingulida, Lingulidae.